Messenger RNA from Branchiostoma floridae (Florida lancelet), 3231 nucleotides. Its product is annotated as upstream stimulatory factor-like. The record is from RefSeq and is a predicted model, not a curated record. NCBI's taxonomy places the organism in Eukaryota, Metazoa, Chordata, Leptocardii, Amphioxiformes, Branchiostomatidae. Gene Ontology annotation, molecular function: DNA-binding transcription factor activity, RNA polymerase II-specific; RNA polymerase II cis-regulatory region sequence-specific DNA binding; protein dimerization activity. Gene Ontology annotation, biological process: regulation of transcription by RNA polymerase II. The coding region runs from base 157 to 1254 and encodes 365 amino acids. The transcript is spliced from 11 exons.
UUUUUAGGCAGGAGAGUGCUGCAACCCGUCUGAGGCCUGAAUUUUUGCAGCGGCUUUGUCACAUGUUCAUUUCCUUCUCUCACAUGACCUCUUGUUUGGCCCCGUGAUCAGGCUUUCCUUCUACCUGGAAAAUUUAAAAUCCGAACUUCAGGACACAUGGAUAUGCUAGAUCAAGCCCUGGACUCCAGCCAGGAGAAGGGCCAAGAAGGAGAGGAGCAAGUCACAAUCCAUGCAGUGUCAGAAGGUGGUGAAACAGCUACAGUCACAGUAAAUGCCUCUGACGACCAGACUGCUGCGGUGAUCGCAGCCCAGCAGGGAGGGAGUUUCACAGACGGAAACAUUCAGUACCAGUUCCGUACGGAGAGUAACGGGCAGGGACAGGUGACAUACAGGGUGGUGCAGGUGACAGACGCCGCAGCUGGAGAUCCCCAGGCCGACACCUCCCAGGUGAAUGUGGUAGUCACCUCAGGAAACUUUGUACCUGCUUCUCAAACUGUCACUCAGCAGGCGGUGAUUCAGAGCCCAUUUGCCAAUGGCACAAGUCCUUCCAACGUCACAGAGCACAACGCUGGCGAGACGCGGUUCACAUACUUCCCUGCCACAAGUGUGGGGGAGGCAGGGUCCACACAGACCGCUGAGGGCACCACACUUACACAGACUGCAACAGGAGAGUUUAUCAUCCAGACCAGUGGAGCGAGAGAAGCGGUGACCACCACCCAACCCGAAAAUGUCACUUUGGCACAGCCAGCACAAGGAGUGAUUGGCCAAGAUGUACACCAGACAGGAGCACCAGGCCAGUUCUAUGUCAUGAUGUCUCCACAAGAUGUUUUGCAACAGGGAGCACAGCGCACCAUCGCUCCUAGAACACAUCAGUUUAGUCCAAAAAUGGACAAUACACGUCCAGUCAGGGAUGAAAGGAGAAGAGUGUCCCACAAUGAAGUUGAACGUCGCCGUAGAGACAAAAUCAACAACUGGAUCACGAAGCUGUCCAAGAUUGUCCCUGACUGUGCCCAGGACCAUACGAAGCAAGGACAGGUGGGGAGUAAAGGAGGAAUCCUUGCCAAAACAUGUGACUACAUCCACGAGCUGCGCACAGCUAACGCCCGCAUGGCGGAAAGUCUGAAGGACGCGGAGCGCAUCUCCGUGGACGCUGAGUUGCUACGGCAACAGGUUGAGGAGCUGAAAAACGAAAAUGCGCUCUUGAGGGCCCAACUUAACCAGCAUGGUAUUGAGGCCGUGAGCUCCAACCAAUAGUGUGACAAGACGUGUGCAUUUUAUCAUGUUGUACAAAGGAGGAAAACCGGAUGUGGGACCUUCCCAGGGAGCACCUCAGAAUGGACUAUGUACUAGAAGGAGAUGUACCAUACAUUCCAAUAGCAGUACUGUGAAGUUUCCUGUACUCCCCAGUUUUCUUCAACUGAGUCCCAUAACAGUGCUGUACCUAGUGUAAAGAUGUGUGAAGAAAAACACAUAGGGACCCAAAGUAUUGUUGACUGGUGAAAGUGCUUUAGUGUGUUCUAAUAUAAAAAAUGAUGCAGACUGUUUUUAAAUUUAUGUAGAUUGAAACUCCUCCAGCGUUCAAAAGCGGCAACAUACGCAUCAACCUUUUCCUAUACACAGAAUAUUCAGCUAUGAGAAUUGUGUAUUGUUGUAGCAGACUGGUAGAAUGUGCUUGUGUGAGUGAGUAAGUGUAUGUGUGAGGAAAAUGUUGUUCAUGUAUAAGAAAUGCACAUGAAACUAGUCAAAAGAUUGCCGACAGCACAUGUUAUCCUUUUAUGCUUGGUCAGGUUUGGUCACCAUGAUAGUGAAGUCCAAUACUAUUCAAGUGUUACAUGUGAGAAUGCUUCCAAUAGUUUGAUUUCAGUAUUCUUGGUUCCAUAUGUCAUAGCAUAGUCAGACAGAGCAUUUCUGUAGUAGGUAGUGUGAAAUUUGGUCUGGCCAGCAAUAGACAAAAUGAUACAUUCACCAGAAAUGUUUUGUGUGUUUAGGAGGACUCCAAAUAUAUGUUGUUUUGUACAUGUGCAAAAUAAGAUAAUGCUGAUCUCAUCUGACUGGAAUAUUUGUUUUGAAAAUUCUUUUGAUAAGGUUAUCCUUAUGUACACAGAUAAACAGAAACCUGAAUUGACUUUGCUUGUAGUUUGUUUCUAGCAAGCUGGUAAACGUAGCUUUUGAUUGUUGCGGUGAAAAUAUGGGAAAUGAAAUAUGCUCUUCUUUUUAUUAGUAAAGGUAGCCAAGUAUGGAGGGAUAGAACUUAUAUAAUGUGAUAUGCAGAAAUUAAUGUUGGCCUCUACAUUGUGUACAUACAAGUAAUGUAGCCAUUUACUUGAAAACAAUUGUACCCAGAGUUUUUUUUGUAUAUGUUGCCCCUGUGAGUUGUUUCACUCUUUAAGCCAUUUUGUACCUCUUGCAAAAUUGAUACUUCAUGCAUUGGUUAGUAAGUCUUGGUGUGUACUGGUACUACUUUAGGGCAGACCAGGAAGAGUGAUUAAAAAAAAUGGCAUAGAGCGGACAAUAGGUUACUGUUUCAAAUUGGAAACUAAGCAAUAGUACAUGUAGCUAAGAUAUGGCUCAUCCACUUCAGUUUUUGUGUUUAGAACUGUGUUUGAUAUAGUUUCAACUGUACUGGUAUUUAAGCUAUGUGUAUUGAAAAAGUAAAUGGCCCAGGUUCACCAAAAUGUCUUCAGUACUCUAACUGCAAAGAAAGAAAACCACUUCUUUGUAGUGCAACACAUUGUCAGAAACCCGUCAUUUUUUAUUGUUAGCUUCCUAGGUCCUUCCUGAUCUGGUCUUGAAUCCUGUGUUCCUAACAGGGAAAUCUCAUAGUGGGCCCCAGAGGGAUGUUAUUCCUAAAGCCUAUAUAGAAUAGAAGUCUAUGUAGAAUAGGUUUGGUGAAAAGAUAUGUGAAGGACAGCCACAUACAUGUGUUCAAAUAUCAGGAUUACAGUACAAAAAAUCAGCACUAGAUGUAUGGACCGAAGUAGCAACAACACUGUACUAGAUGAGCAGAAACUAAGAUGCGUCAUGCAACUAACAAGUUAGUAUGUAGUUCUCAUGAUGAUUGUUGAAGUCUCUACAUGAAAUAUUCCCUCAACUCUGUGUGAAUAGGUUAAUAUGAUCAAUGGCAGGAUGUAUAAUCUAUAAACAAAUGGUACAUGUUUCUUUUUGUGACUCUUCUUCAAAGUGUACAUAUUUUUGACAAUAAAGAAAAGCUCAAGAAGCUCACACUUCAGA